AUGGGUAACGACGGUGGAAGUAUCCCCACCCGCCGCGAACUCGUUCGUGAAGCGGCCCGCGCUCCGACGACCGCUCAACUAAAAGAAACCCAGCGCGAACAGCAAGAACAUUUCUGGGCAACUUGCCCACUUUCGCAUAAGGCGCUUGCGCGACCGAUUGUAUCAGAUAGUGUGGGAAACCUAUACAACAAGGACGCAGUGCUUCAAUUUCUGCUCCCCGGAGACGAUGGUGAGGGGAUCAGCUCCAAGUCCGACUGCGAAGAAGUCCUGUGCGGCCGAGUAAAGUCUCUCCGCGACGUCGUCGAGCUUCACUUCGAAGUUGACACCGAGCUGAGCGAACACCCUUCGGACCGCAUCAAUGCGCACCGACACCAGCGCCGCGAGGGCUGGAUCUGCCCUGUCACCGCAAAGCCAGUUGGUCCGGGCAUGAAGACUGUCUAUCUCGUUCCCUGCGGACAUGUCUUUGCCGAGGAAGCCAUUCGCCAACUGAAGGGUGACAAGUGCUUGCAAUGCAACGAAUCUUACGCCGAAGAAAACAUUAUCUCCAUCCUACCCACCAAAGAAGAAGACAAGCAACGCCUCAUUGCGCGUGGCCAGAAGCUUUCUGAACAGGGCCUCACUCACUCUCUGAAGAAGGCACCCGGUUCAAAGAAACGCAAGAAGCAUGCUACCACCGAAACUGCGACGGACGCUCCUAGCGCUUCCACAGAAAAGGCCGAUUCUGCAUCUGCUCCCAAGCCGAAGAGUCAGAGCAAUGCUGGCACGCCUACUCCGACUCCCUCUGGGAAUGGAAUCAAGAAUGCAUCCACUGCAUCACUUGCGGCGCGCGUCCUAGAAGAGGAGAAUGAGAAGAAGAAGCGGCGAAAGAUGAUGGGUCGCAACGAGAAUCUCGACAGCCUAUUCACUAAGAAAGACGAUGGUAAGAAGAGUGCAGAUUUCAUGCAUAGAGGUUUCUCUAUUCCCGCUCCGCGGCGGUAG
Messenger RNA from Penicillium waksmanii, 978 nucleotides. RefSeq names its product replication termination factor 2. The transcript is spliced from 3 exons. Lineage: Eukaryota; Fungi; Ascomycota; Eurotiomycetes; Eurotiales; Aspergillaceae. Bases 1 to 978 code for a protein of 325 amino acids. Gene Ontology annotation, cellular component: nucleus. Gene Ontology annotation, biological process: site-specific DNA replication termination at RTS1 barrier; mitotic DNA replication termination. The record is from RefSeq and is a predicted model, not a curated record.